AUGAACAAUGAAACUACAACCUUGAUGUCCUUGCAGGAGGCAAUGAAAAGAGUAGACAACAAACUCCAAGCUUUAGAAGCACAGUUUAAAGAAUUGGAUUUCACUAAGGAUAAUCUGACACAGAAAUUUGAAAAUCAUAGUAAGACUUUGGCAAUCCAAGCAGCCCAAGAUGAGAUGUGGACAGCAGUUCUGGCACUUAAGUUCACUCCAAUGGAAUUGAAUAUUGUAUACAGCUAUGUUGCUGAAGUACUUAUCUGCUUACACACUCAUGUGCUUGAGAAAUUGCCGGACCUGGUGAGAGGUCUUCCCACCUUAGCCUCUGUCCUUAGACGAAAAGUCAGGAAUAAGCGCAUUAGAGUUGUGUGGGAGUCUGUCCUAGAGGAGUGUGGGCUGCAAGAAGGAGAUAUCACAGCACUUUGCACCUUCUUUAUUGCGCAUGGUAACAAGGCAGAGCACUAUGCUGCUAAAGUGAGACAGAUGUACAUCAGGGACAUCACGCUCAUGAUUACUAACAUGGUGAAGAACCAGGCUCUGCAGCAAGGCUUGCUGAGAGCUGUUCACAUAAUUGAGAAGGGGAAAGCAGUGAGGAACCCUGAAGAGCAACCGUCAUCCUUGAAAGAGUUGUUACCAUCAGUCAAAAACUAA
Molecule: messenger RNA, 645 nt
Organism: Otolemur garnettii (small-eared galago)
Lineage: Eukaryota; Metazoa; Chordata; Mammalia; Primates; Galagidae
Gene: SMCO1
Product: single-pass membrane protein with coiled-coil domains 1
Exons: 3
Coding region: 1-645 (214 amino acids)
Source: RefSeq, a predicted model, not a curated record